Galeopterus variegatus (Sunda flying lemur) is the source of this 1020-nucleotide messenger RNA. It is a transcript of the gene SPSB1, whose product is annotated as splA/ryanodine receptor domain and SOCS box containing 1. Gene Ontology annotation, biological process: proteasome-mediated ubiquitin-dependent protein catabolic process. NCBI's taxonomy places the organism in Eukaryota, Metazoa, Chordata, Mammalia, Dermoptera, Cynocephalidae. The transcript has 2 exons. The record is from RefSeq and is a predicted model, not a curated record. The coding region runs from base 183 to 1004 and encodes 273 amino acids. Gene Ontology annotation, molecular function: protein binding. Gene Ontology annotation, cellular component: SCF ubiquitin ligase complex.
UACCUGGCCCCCUGUUUUUCUUCCCACCACUAGGCAAUACCGGACGCUCCACAACUCGCAGAGGUCUCCUAGCAACCUUCGCUAGGAAUUCUUUCUGGGCCCGACUAGAGAACUGGAGUCGAGGCCCCGAGAUUGAUGAAUUUGCCUUGGGAGUCGGUGAGAAGGUGAAACCAAAGGUGAACAUGGGUCAGAAGGUCACCGGAGGGAUUAAGACCGUGGACAUGAGGGACCCCACGUGUCGGCCCCUGAAGCAGGAGCUGCAGGGUCUGGACUACUGCAAGCCCACCCGGCUGGACCUGCUGCUGGACAUGCCCCCCGUGUCCUACGACGUGCAGCUGCUGCACUCUUGGAACAACAACGACCGCUCGCUCAACGUCUUCGUGAAGGAGGAUGACAAGCUCAUCUUUCACCGGCAUCCGGUGGCCCAGAGCACAGACGCUAUCAGGGGCAAAGUUGGGUACACGCGCGGGCUGCACGUGUGGCAGAUCACGUGGGCCAUGAGGCAGCGGGGCACGCAUGCCGUGGUGGGGGUGGCGACGGCGGACGCCCCGCUGCACUCCGUCGGGUACACUACCCUCGUGGGGAAUAACCAUGAGUCUUGGGGCUGGGACUUGGGGCGCAACCGGCUCUACCACGAUGGCAAGAACCAGCCAAGCAAAACUUACCCAGCCUUUCUGGAGCCAGAUGAGACAUUCAUCGUCCCCGACUCCUUCCUUGUGGCCCUGGACAUGGAUGAUGGGACCCUGAGCUUCAUUGUGGAUGGACAGUACAUGGGAGUGGCUUUUCGGGGACUCAAGGGCAAAAAACUGUAUCCUGUAGUGAGCGCCGUCUGGGGCCACUGUGAGAUCCGCAUGCGCUACUUGAACGGACUCGAUCCCGAGCCCCUGCCGCUCAUGGAUCUCUGUCGCCGCUCGGUGCGCCUGGCCCUGGGGAAGCAGCGCCUGGGUGAGAUCCACACGCUGCCUCUGCCCGCCUCCCUCAAGGCCUACCUCCUCUACCAGUGACGCUCUGCCUGGGGAC